AUGGACGGCAAUCCACUCUCGUGGACCGUCUCGCAGGUAGCAGACUUCUUCCGACACCACGCUGCUCGCUACCUCAGCGACCGCCCAAAUCUGCGAUUACCGGACCUCGACAUCUUCGUGCAGUCCCUCGAAGAGAAUGAUAUUGAUGGAGACCUUCUGCUGAAGUCGGUUGACAACGCCGUUCUGCGUGACGAGCUCGAAGUGCCAACUUUCCGUGCACGAUCUGCCAUCAUACAUUGCAUUGCCAAGCUUCGAGAAGCCUCUGACUCCCCACCGCAUGCUGCUACUGUUGUUGGAUCCGAGCCUACCCCGCAGACGCCGAACUCGAUCAAUGGACUAUCGCACCCGAAUGCAUCAGACCCUGAGCCUCCCCCUGCUCUUACCCCGGGCGAAAACGUGCGAGUUGGUGAAGUGGAAGUCCAGGACGGACGUGGCAAGAAGCGACGUAAGCUCGACCUUACUGCUCUAUCGACAACUCAACCAACGAACUCCCUUGCAACUCGGCAAAGCGGGCUUCAGCAAGUGUUGCCCGCCAGCGGCUACCUGUCUGACGCGAAGCUUACCGUCGACGAGCUAUUUUACGGCCGAACUCCAGUCAACGCUGAGAUUGGUGAUCUACCACCUCAAGGUCAUGACGUUAUUUUAGAGCCAAAUUACGAGAUUGUGGUCGAAUACGGAGAAGAUCUUGAAUCGAAGAUCGCCGAACAUACCAAUGCUUUCUUGGAGUUCCAGCACCAGGAGCAGAAUGAUGGAGAUUCUGUCUACGCGUAUCGGCAGGUCCGACAUUUCAUGACCAGUUCCAAUUCCAACCCGAGGAUGGUCAGCCGCCGUGGAAAAGAUGACCUUGCGAUUGUGCCGUAUCGCGAGGAGCUUGUGACUGGCAACAAAACCAUUUCCGCUACCGUCAUUCGACUAGACGACACCGCCGAAGAAGGUGCUAUUGCUGUUCGAGAAAACAAUGCUUUGUUGGACGACGACGUGGAUCCGAUUCGCCUGGAGCAGGAGUCCAACGAGGGUGAAUGGGAUUUCUUGCCCAAGAAGUGGCGCCAAGACGACGACGAAGUACUUUCAGAGUUACGCCAGUCAGACGAUGGGAGUGAUGGUAUGUCAUCUGGCCUCAUUCGCGAGAUCGAAGAGGAGGCAGCCGAGCUCGACCAGCUGCGUCGUAACACCAUUGGUGAAAAAGGGGCUGGCGAGAUUGUGGACGAUGCGAUUGUGAAGAUGGUCGCAGAAUGGAAAGAGACGCUGCCGAAAAAGGAGGAGAAGCAUGCCUGGAGAGUUUGGAAGAAGAUGAAGGGGAGCAGAACUCUCCGGCAACAACUCAUCGAGGCCUCCCACGACCGCAUACGCAUUCUCAACAAGCGCCUAGCAAAGCAGAAGGAGAACAUCCUCCGCACUGAAUGGCGUAAGGAGAACGAAAUUCGUGAGCAGUGUGAGGCUAUGAGGCCCUCUGUCAUGGAUCGUGAGGAGGAGCGCUGGCAGAUAUGCGUUUGGGGUAGGAGACAAGAACCACAUCACGUUGUCCGGCACGGCCAACAUGGAGCGCCCAAGGGCAAUAUGGAUGCGGGGAACCACCAGCGAGUAAUUGUGCACGCCAACGACCGCAUCAGCGUAUCUCCACCUCCUAUUCAGGAAGAUGACGAGGAUCUGGUGCCAGAACGUGUCCAUACACUGAUGGACGGCGACGAGAACGGCGAAGACGACCCAGAUGACGACAUGAUGUACGCAGACGACGGACACAGCUUUGAUGGUGGUGAUGAAAUGGAAGACGCAGAUUCACCCAUGGCGGACGUGAUUGAGCCGUCACCACCACUUGUCUUUGGAUCUCCAUCACAGCUACCCUUCGAUCAACCCAGGGGUGACAGCGAUGCUACGGCUUCACCACGCAACCGCAUUCAGGAUUCGCCCAAAGAUGACACCGAAUCGGAGAGUGAAUCGCUGACUGACAUGGCAACUCUACUUUCGCAGCGCCCGAAACGCGAACCUCCGUCACAAUCUAGGGUUGCGAAGGAAUCGAACAGUCGCGAGCAGCCCAUUGAGAUCUCUUCAGACUCUCAUUCAACGCCUGCGUCGAAAAACAAGCAGAAGAAAGGCGGGGCUGGCAAGGGAAUGUCCAACGGGUUUCCAGACCUAGCAAACGGCGCGCAGGUUGAGUCUUGGGACAUUGAAGAACUGGUAGACGAUCGUGACCAUCGCCGUCUUUUAAUCAAGUUGCUCUUCGACGCAGGAAGCGACAAACGACAGCAAAUCAGCGAUAGCGUCCGGCGAAUGGGUACCUUCAACACCGAGCUCAAAAAGGCCAUCAGUAUACUGCAGCAUGCCUUCAAAGCAGCUGAAAGUGAGAACGGCUCUACGACACCAAUCUAUUGUGCCAGAUUGUUUCUGGCAUAUCUCUUUCUUGCGCCUGAGACAAUGCAAGGCCAACCCCCAGCAAACGUCUUACCGAAAGCCUACAUGAACGAUUCUCAGCUCAACCUGUUCUCUCCAUAUCUUAAGUCAGUACUGGAGAAGCCGUUACUCUUCAAACACCCAAAGCCGGAGCCUAUAUCAAGUGCAAAGUCGAAGGCUUCAUCCGGAGACGGCUCACGUGUAAUAUCGCUUUUGGACUCAGAAGACGACGAAGACGACCCACUACAGGAUACGCCCAGCAAGAAGAAAAGGAAGAACGUCAUGCUCAGCGAAAAGGGUCAGCAGUCGCAGAUCCAAGCUUUCGACAGGCAAGACAGGUUCAAGGAACUCCAGCAGCAGUCAUCAAGCCAACAGCAACUGCAGGCUAUGAUCCAGAACGACCCAAGUAGAUCGCACAUCCAGAUCAACAUCCUAAAAGGUGAAGAUGAGGACGAUAUCUUCGUCGACAAGCGUAUUGCCAGAGACAUGAAAGAGCAUCAGGUCACCGGCGUGCAAUUCAUGUGGCGAGAGCUCACGGCCUCUGGUGCUGACGAUGCCCAGGGAUGCAUCCUAGCACAUGAACAAGGCCUUGGCAAGACAAUGCAGGCGAUUGCGGUACUUAUUGCCGUUGACGAAGCUGCACAGUCCGAAAAUCCGCGCAUCAACGAACAAUUGCCUCCCCAUUUGCGACCGGAGGACAUGGAUGGACGCCAGCUGCGCGUUCUCAUCUUGGUCCCGGCUGCGUUAAUCCAAAACUGGCGCGCUGAGUUAGACAAGUGGGCCCCGAAUAAGUUUCCAAACGUCUGGUCGAUUGAAUCUGUUCCCUCCAAGAACCACCUGGGCAUUCUUGACGAAUGGCAUAGAAUUGGAGGAGUGAUGCUUAUGGGCCACGAGAUGUUCCAAAAGAAGAUCACAAGAAAGGAGGGCAAACAGGUGCUGUUAGCCGCAGAGGGUCGAAUGGCAGAGGUACUCUUGGACCCAGGUCCAGACAUCGUUGUCGUUGAUGAGGCUCAUCGAAUGGCGAAUCCGAAGUCUCAACGAACGAUUGCCGUGAACCAAGUUCGAACCGAGAGCAGAUUGGCUUUGACAGGCACACCAAUGUCCAACGAGGUGCAGGAGAUCUACUCAAUCGUCUCAUUCGUCGCGCCGGACUACCUUGGAGGCUCCGACUGGUUCAGCGCGCAAUUCGCCUUACCGAUCAAGGAGGGAAAUGGAAAGGACAGCACCGCAUAUCAGCGACGCAAGGCGGCCUUGAAAUUGAACGUGCUCCACAAGCAAAUCGAGCCCAAGGUCAAUCGAGCGGACAUCACCGUGCUCAAGGGUUCUCUUACAGCAAAGGUCGAGUUUGUCAUUACCUUGCCUCUUACGUCAGUACAACAAGAGGCGUACACGAAGUAUGUGCAGCACUUGGUUGGCGAGGGCAAAACAAAGGACGCGGCUCAAGUCACGUUGUUUGGAUAUCUCUCUGUCCUGACACUGCUCAUGAAUCAUCCCAUUGCUUUCAAGCGCAAGAUGCUUUCACCUGGACAUCCCAAAAAGAAGAGUCGAAAAUCACGAGCCGUCAGCACCUCUGAUUCGGACAGCGGCGAUGCUUCUCCAGCUCAAGAACAGAAAGACGACAACGAUGAUGCGGGCGAUAGCAUUCGUACCUCUGGAUUCACAGAAGAUGUCAUCGCUCAGAUUAUAUCACACGUUGAAGACAGAAUCGAUGCUGACUUGUCCACCAAGACGGCGAUGGUAAUGGAGAUUGUUCGCCGCUGCAAGGAAAUUGGCGACAAGAUCCUCAUAUUCUCGCACAGCAUACCGUCACUCGACUAUCUCGGCGAGCUUUUUCAAAUGUCUGGAGUCGACUUUGUCCGCAUUGACGGCUCAAUGUCAAACAAGGCCCGUGAUGAUGCCCUGAAGGCCAUGCAGAGCGGGAAGCGGGAUGUGAUGUUGAUGUCCACCAGAGCUGGAGGAGUUGGACUCAAUAUCCAGAUUGCCAACCGUGUGAUCAUUCUUGAUUCAAGCUUCAACCCGACACACGAGAAGCAGGCAAUCAGCCGUUCGUACCGUCUUGGUCAGAAGAAGCCCGUCUUUGUCUACCGCUUCUCUGUGGGUGGCACAUUCGAGGACUUUCUCUACAACAAGCAGAUGUUCAAGGAGCGCCUCAACAAAGGCGUCGUGGACAAGAUCAGUACCAAGAGAAUCGCCAGCAUCAACUCGAAGCAUGCCAUUCGUGAGCCUACGGUUGUCGAGCAGUUGCCACUGGAAGAUUCUCUUGGCAAGGAUGCCGUGCUCGAUGGCAUUGUCAGCGACUACUGGGAGCAGGCGAAGGAGUCUGGCGAGGACAAUAUCAUAGUGAGGCAACUUGCGACAAUGGAGGUCUUGCAAGAGGAAGUGGUGGAUGUCGACGUACCACUCACAGAAGAAGACAAGCGCGUGGCCGAAGAAGAGCAGCGCAUGGCCGAAGCAGAGUUUCAAGAGGGUCGCAACGCUGUGAGAGGGAAGAGGGGUGGUGCUGCGCCGAAUCUUGGUGCUAUGAGACCUCCAAACUCCACAGCACCUGUUCAGAGUAGACGACAGCAGUCAGGAAACGCGAGCGGCCGGCCUUCUGUGGACAACGGGAUCAACGGACUCCCUACUGCAACGCAACCUGGACCGUCGCAACCUCAGUCGAGCAUCGUGAGGCUGCCAACUGGCCAACCUCGACCGAGUGCGCCUGCAAUUCACGGGUUGCCUCUGCCGCCGCCGCAGUAA
Messenger RNA from Zasmidium cellare ATCC 36951, 5127 nucleotides. RefSeq lists its product as uncharacterized. Gene Ontology annotation, molecular function: ATP-dependent chromatin remodeler activity; ATP hydrolysis activity; ATP binding. Gene Ontology annotation, cellular component: nucleus. The record is from RefSeq and is a predicted model, not a curated record. NCBI's taxonomy places the organism in Eukaryota, Fungi, Ascomycota, Dothideomycetes, Mycosphaerellales, Mycosphaerellaceae. The transcript has a single exon. Bases 1 to 5127 code for a protein of 1708 amino acids.